AUGUCCAAGACCACCGAACUCCAAACACUACAAUCCCUCCUCUCCCCCUCCGAAAUCCUCACGCAAAACCACGAUGGCUACCUGCAAGAAUCCAUCGUCUGGGCACAGCAGGCAUACCAACACCCAACCCUCGUGAUCCGACCAAACUCCAUAGACUCUCUCUCGAAAGCCGUCAAGUUCCUCACCGAUUCCUCGCUAGACUGGCAAGUCAAGACCGGUGGAGCGGGUGGCGCAUCCGCCACGGAUGUCGUGUUGUCGAGUCGAGCGUUCAACUCGACGGAGUUUGUGCGCGAAGAGGAGGUUGUAUAUCUCGGCGCUGGGGCGCUGUGGGCGGAGUACUAUGAGGUUAUGGAGAGGGUUGCGCCGGAGUGGACUGUUAUCGCGUGUCGAACGCCGUUUAUCGGCGUUGCUGGGUCAAUCAUCGCGGGUGGUUUCAGUUGGCUUUCGGGGGAUUAUGGAUGCACGUCUGAUCCGGAUAAUAUGCUUGAUGCGCAGGUCGUCAAGCUGGAUGGGAGUGUAGUCUGGGCGAGCGAAGAGCCGGAUUUGCUUUGGGGGUUGAGAGGCGCUCAGCUUGGUCUUGGAGUGAUAACGAAAUUCAAACUCCGCGCCCGCAAAUACACCCAAAAAAUCUGGGGCGGCAUGAUCCUCAUCCCCAAAGGCAAACCCAACGAACAAACCGUCGCCCGCGGCAUCGCCAGCAUGGACACCGGCGUGCCCCUCCCCAAAGUCUCCAUGUUCCUCUACACCCUCUCGGGCAUGCUGGCGAGCGUCCUCGGCGGCCGCGGCGACGACGUGCUGGUCCUCCACAUCCUCGACGCGAACGGCGAAGAACACGGCCGCAAGCUCUUCGGCUGGGCCUUGGAGAUCCCGGGCGCGGUGGAUAAGACACAAGUGCUGAAUAUGCAGGGCUUCGCGAAGUUGCAGGCCGCGGCGGUGGCGAAUAUGGGCAAGGCGAAGGCGUGGGGGCAGGCGAUUACGAUGGCGAGGGUGACGGAACAGGUCGUUUUGGAUGCGUUUAGGUGGCUUGAGAGGAUCCAGAAGGGUGGGGGGAGGAUUGCGAAGGAGACGUAUUUUCUUUUUGAGUUGUUUUCGAUGAGAGACCCCACCACCCCGUCCUCUGAAUCCGCAUGGCCUCGCCCUCGAGACGCCCGGCAUGUCUUCCUAACGAGCGCUGGCUGUGGUCCCGACGCUGGACAAGACGAAGUCGAGCAAACGAUCCAGAUCGGCAAGAACGCUUUGAAAGAAAUUCUAGGCGACAAGUAUGAGGAGAGAUAUAUAGACACGAAUGCUUUGGAUGAGUGGAAUGAUCUUGAGACAAUUUAUGCGGAGAAUUGGAAGAGGGUGGUGAAGGUUAAGAGGAAGUAUGAUCCGAAGGGGAGGCUGAGGAGUAUGCCGGCUGUUGAUUGGAAGGAAGUUGAGGAGAGGUUGGGGGCUUGA
This is a messenger RNA of Zasmidium cellare ATCC 36951, 1437 nucleotides long. RefSeq lists its product as uncharacterized. The transcript has 5 exons. Lineage: Eukaryota; Fungi; Ascomycota; Dothideomycetes; Mycosphaerellales; Mycosphaerellaceae. Gene Ontology annotation, molecular function: FAD binding. The record is from RefSeq and is a predicted model, not a curated record. The coding region runs from base 1 to 1437 and encodes 478 amino acids.